UAUCAUAUCCUGAAUCAAUAAUGUGAUAACAUUUUCCCUGCUUUGACUGAAUUCAUUGGAUCAUCGCCGAUUUGUUCCUCGAUAAUAUAAUUUUACUCAAAACGAUAAGUAAAGAAUUUAAAUGACUGCCACAUAAGUAGGCCAAAAAGGGUCGUCGUGCAUCGUUCAACAUAUAACAUCCCGAGAACGUAAAGAUAGAAAGAUAAGCCCACAAACGUUAUCACAGGAUAGCUCGAUGAUAUCUCUCCAGCUAUUAUCAUCACCAUUCGUCACCUCAGUGUUCUAUCGUACAGUUCUCACCUUAAACACACCAAUUUCCGCAAUUAGUACCAAAAGCCAGUGGAACAAUGGGUAGUUGGUCUCUCGGCCCAUGUAAAAGGCCCAAAUUAGUGUCAAUUAUUUUAAUUUUCUGCUUGAUAAACUCCGUUGUUGCGCAAUCGGGGAAUCAAACAUUGGAAAGUGCUUUCAAUUUGGAGCCUAUCGAGUCUUCCGAGGUCUCGGGAACACAUCAGGAUGAAGCUGCGCCAGAGGAAAGAAAAGACGCGGGAAAGGCGGAUACAGCACCGUCGGAGGUAGAAGAUUUGGUUGAGAAAUUAUCCGAUGACACUGGCCAUGUCGAUCAGGACGAGACUAAUCUCAAGACUGAAGAUCUACCGGAGAUUCUGGGAGCCUCUCCAGGAGGUUCUGAUCAUGAUCCUCAUGCUGAUGAUACUCAGAGGAUUCAUCAGGAAUCAUUGGGAAUAGGCAGGGGAAUUGAUGAGGCACGCAGUGAAAAAUACGUCAGUUACGAUUCUGAUGAUCCAGAGGCGAACAGAUGUGCACCAACGCCGGAAAAUUCACCGCGUUAUUACGUGAUGACUGAGGAGAGAUGGAGGAAAAUUCGGUCCGAGAAGAUGUACUGGUAUUUUGAUAAAUGCGGGGACAAUAAUAAGGGCGAUUAUCAGACUGAUGUGCAUUCCUCAAUGCCGCAGAUACAUAAAAAUUUUAAUUUCCAAUUACCGUUCUAUGGAUUUCGAUACAAUUACACAAGGUUAUCAAUCAAUGGAUACCUGGAAUUCAGUGAUCCUCCGAAUCAUUACACGUAUCCACUUGUUUUCCCCGUGAAAGACUGGCCCAAGAAAAAUGAUCCUGCGUUUAUUGGCAUUUUCUUCAGCAAAUGUCGGAUUGGAUCGCUUAGACACAGUGAUAUCGAUCGACGAGAGCCAGGUGUUUACUUCAGAAUGGAACGGGACUUGCAGAAGAGAACCGACCAGUUCGGUGUAGAAAUGAGGGAAAGAGUAAAAUGGGACAUUCGGGAGGGUGUAGUUGGGUCUGACACAUUUGAACCAAAACACGCUGUCAUCGUCACGUGGAAAAAUAUGUCAUUCGCUGGUGGAAUUGACAAUUCUCUCUAUAAAACUAAUACCUUUCAAUUAGUCCUGGCAACUGACGAGGUUUACACGUACGCUAUCUUCAAUUAUCAUGACAUACAGUGGACCAGUCAUACUGAGGCUGGUGGUGAUACCACUGGUGGCGAGGGUGGAGUGCCCGCCUACGUGGGUUUCAAUGCUGGUAAUGGAACGCAGAGCUACGAGUACAAACCAUAUUCGCAAAUGUCAACUAUUCGCGAUCUGACGAGCCGCGGCUGGGCCAAUGGAUUUGAAGGGAGACAUAUUUUCCGGAUUGACGAGAAGAUAAUGCAUGGAACCUGCAACAAAGACAUCGCUGGAGCACAUUUACCAUUGACAUUCGCCCCUGAAAGCGGAAAUAUGCUCGGUGGUACAGUAGUAAAUAUAACAGGGCCUUGUUUCCUCCCAAAGGAUAAAGUCAAAUGUCGUUUUGAUACUGAGGAAGUCUUCGGCACUGUCAUUGACAGAAAUCGCGCUGUUUGUAUUCAGCCAUUCGUGAAAGCUGAGGGAUACAUCAGGUUCGCUAUCGUCGUCAACAACGGACAGUUCGAUUGGAAAGGAAAAUUUUUCAUCGAAACUCCAGCCACAGCUACGGAGAGGAUAUACUUCCAAAAUCGAGCAGUCCACGAGCGUAAUCCUCGGGAAAUAAAAAUAACAUGGGACGCUUACAACUUGACCAGCAAUCUAAAUUCCGAAGUUCAGCUGUCACUCUGGGGCUAUCGGGAGACGACCAUUCGACCUGAGUUCGAAUACAUCGGUCUUCUUGAAGGGAGUUGGACCAACACCGGGGAAUACACGAUAGCACCAGCCAAAUAUCGUAAUUACGAUAAUCCCUACCAGCGGGACAUGCAUUUUGGCUUCAUUUCGAUUAAUCUAACGAAACCCACUGAUUACUCAGGACUCGACAUCACACCGGUAUUAUGGAGCAAACCCAUCCCCCUGGCCUGGUACUUCGGCCCCCAGUGGGAGCGGGAGCACGGGGCCAAAUGGCCGCAGAAGCUCUGCGACAAUUGGAUCAUGAAUGACCGAUACCUAAAGAACUUCGCCGCUGAAGUCUCCCUCUGUCCUUGCACCCUAGGACACGCCUUGGCUGACAAGGGUCGUUACCUUCCCGAUCUCAGUUGCGAUAAAGACUCAAACCCCGAAUGCUUUUACAAUUAUGGAGCGAUCCAUUGUGUCACCACUGGAGCUCCCAAUCUGGACGGAUCAGAACAGCAAUGCUGCUACGACAAAAACGGCUACCUGAUGCUGACCUACGACCAGCAGUGGGGUUCCAAGCCCCGCAGGUCUCACAAUCUGGGAUAUCUCCCCUGGAACGAAGCUAACAAAGUGCCGAGUCUCUCUCACUGGUUCCAUGAUAUGGUGCCGAUGUACCUGUGCUGCAUGUGGCAGGAGGAGCAGGCGGUUGGCUGCGAGACAUUCAGAUUCGAGAGACGGCCUAGUCAGGACUGCAUUGCUUAUCAAUCCCCAGCUGUCGCCGCUGUCUUCGGGGAUCCCCACAUCGUGACCUUCGAUGACGUUCCAUACACCUUCAAUGGAAAGGGGGAGUUCGUCCUGGUGCGGGUGGACACUAAAAAGGAUAAACUGGAUAUUCAGGGGAGGUUCGAACAAGUUGUGAAUAGUGGCCCGACAGAAAUCCGAGGGACUCAGUUGACCUCCGUCGUAGCGAGGGGCAAUGACUCAUCGACCAUCGAGGUCCGGCUGAGACCUUCAAGUGCCCAAUGGCGAUACCGCCUGGAUGUCUUUGCAGAUCGUCGAAGGAUUUACUUCGACAGACAAUCCUUGAAAUUUCAACACUUUCCCGGAGUCGUAGUUUACACACCAACGUACAUUUUGAAUCAGAGCGAAGUCAUAAUAAUGUUUGAUACUGGGGCUGGGGUUGAAGUGGUGGAGAACCAGGGCUUUAUGACCGCGAGAGUUUAUCUACCAUGGACAUACAUGAAUAAGACCAGAGGGUUGAUGGGUAACUGGAGUAACGAAAAAGCCGACGAUUUCACUCGGCCAGACGGUCAAACAGUGCCACUGAGUCUGGACAGUUUCGAGGAAAUCCACAAGAACUUCGGUAUGUACUGGAUGCUGGAGGAUAAGGAGGACAGGUACAAAGGGGGUGCAUUGUUCACUCGGGAAUUCGGUAGAACAGCGAGUUACUACGCCAACGUAACGUUUGAACCAGAGUGGAAGAGGACACCCCAGGACAUAUUAGUAUCAAACAGCACCGAAAUAAAAUUUGCUCGCGAACUCUGUGGAGAGACGUAUCAGUGUCAAUAUGAUUAUGCAGUGACGUUAAAUCGGGAUCUUGCGCAUUUCACGAAGAAUUACUAUGACACACUCACCCAAAUCAAAGCGCUGAACUCGAAAUCAACGAUAUCUUGUGGGGUUUUGGAGACACCGAGAUUUGGCCGGAAGAGCAAUUUCCUGUUCAUUCCAAAUACCAAAGUGACGUUCGAGUGUAAUCAGGGAUUUAUCCUCAUUGGAGAUCAGAGGAGGUCCUGCGAGCCGAAUGGAAGGUGGAAUAUUCCAGAGUAUGGAUACACGGAGUGCCUCCGUCAGCAGGAGUAUAGCUCUCGACAGGCUGGUGUAACCUUUGGAAUUAUUCUCGGAUGUUUAAUUCCAAUUCUAAUGAUUAUUAUCUGUGGUGCCUUCAGAGUCGUUCAGGGAAGAAGGAAAGAACGAGAGCAGGAGCAGUCACAGAUGAGAUCUCGAACCACCGAACUCCAGAGGAUGAGAAAAAUUGAUGAGGACGAAGAGCCAACCACUUACCCUAGCAAAACGACUGAAAUAAAUUAAUGACACCUGAUAUUUUCGAUAUGUCAAAGACGACAGUCAGUGCUCUUCAUUAACUUUUACACAGUCUCUCCAUACAAAUUCACGAUGUAAUAUUAUAAGUAUGGAAAUGUAUAUUUACGACCUCAUUAACUUCAUCAGAUAUUUCAUAAUCCUCGAGUCAUUUCCCUCAUUAUCAUGAUCUUCUCUAUCAAAAUAUCCGUCAAUUAAUCUCACUGCAAUGUUUCAAAUACUUUUCUAGUACAAAUAAAUAAUUGUAAUGCACAA
Messenger RNA from Diachasmimorpha longicaudata, 4439 nucleotides. RefSeq names its product protein mesh (gene mesh). The transcript has 16 exons. The coding region runs from base 348 to 4175 and encodes 1275 amino acids. The record is from RefSeq and is a predicted model, not a curated record. Gene Ontology annotation, biological process: cell-matrix adhesion. NCBI's taxonomy places the organism in Eukaryota, Metazoa, Arthropoda, Insecta, Hymenoptera, Braconidae.